CUUUUGUAAAACGUAUGUACGACGAUGAUUUUAAUCAGCGUCAAACGUGGGAAACCGUCUGGAAAUCAAAACAUGGUUCUGUUUAUAUUUUUAUGACGAUUUGAUCAUAUUAACAGCCAUGGAGAUGCUUGAAACUUGGGUGAAUGACAAGCUUCAUGACAUUGUCGGCAUUUCAGACAAGCAUAUAACCCAGUACAUGAUAGGAUUGGCAAAAAAAGCGGCCUCAACAGAGCAUUUUGUCGAGUCCAUCAAAGAUACCGGAGUCAUCGACAUCGACACGAACGUUUUAGGUUUUGCCCGGGAAUUAUGGGGAAAGGUACCGCAUAAAGCUGAGGCUGAGAAAGUCGGGAGGAAAAGAGAACGAGAGGCACUAGAGUUACAAAAGAAAAAUGACAGCUACACAGUUCUGUCGGAUGAGGACAGUGAAGAAGAAACUUAUUUACCCAAAAAGAAGGAAAAGAAAGAUAGAAAGCAGAAACAUUUCAGGAAAAAGCGCGAAUCGUCUGAUGAAAGCAGUGAAGAAGAAAGUCGGAUGAACCUUGAUAAAGAUGACCCGCUGACAGACUCGGACUCGGAGGAUGAGUUUGACCAACAGGAACAACAGAGAUUACAGGACAUUGACGAGAGGGAUCAAUUUGCCAAACGCCUUCGUGACAAAGACAAAGCCAGCACACGCCAGAUCAUGUCUAAGUCAGAGAAAAAGGCUUUGGAAGAAGCAAAAAAACGUUUGGAAAUGGAGGCAGAGGAUAAGAAAAAACUUAUUCCUGAAAUAAGGGAGAAAUCCCGACAGGAGUACCUAAAGAAAAGAGGAACACAGAAGCUGGAGGACUUGGAGGCUGAUAUCAUAGAUGAGGAGUAUCUCUUUUCUGAAACAAAACUAACAGAAAAGGAAAGAAAAAAUCUGAAUUAUAAGAAGAAAGUUUUGGAAAUAGCCAAAGACCAUCGACGAGCAGGGGAAAAGGAGAAGGUGAACCGUUACCAUAUGCCAAAGGAAGACGACAAGCCAUCUGAACGCUAUGAGGAAGAGGUCCUUGAAAAGGGAGUUAACUCUGAACAACAGCGCUGGGAAGAGGAUCAUCUUGGUGCUGCUAUCAUGAAAUUUGGGGCGCGUGAUGCUAAACAACGAGCAAAAGAAAAAAACAAAACCAAAGACUAUGAUUUCAUCAUGGAUGAGGAAAUAGAAUUUGUGCAGGCACUACAGAUGCCAGGAAGUAAGAAAACCAAGGAUAAAGAGCCAGAGAUGUCGGAUGCGGAGAGGAAGAAGAUGACGAUAGAAGAAUGUAAAAAGAGCCUUCCAGUGUUUCCUUUCAAGCAGGAUUUAUUGGAUGCUAUAGAGGAACACCAGGUCCUCAUUAUUGAGGGGGAGACCGGGUCAGGAAAGACCACACAGAUCCCACAGUACCUACAUGAAGGGGGUUUCACAAAGAAUGGCAUGAAGAUUGGAUGUACACAGCCGCGGAGAGUGGCAGCCAUGUCAGUGGCAGCUCGUGUGGCCGAGGAAAUGGGCAAGAAACUGGGAAAUGAGGUUGGGUACAGUAUCCGUUUUGAAGAUUGUACCUCAGAUAGGACUAUCAUAAAGUACAUGACAGAUGGUAUGUUACUGAGAGAGUUCCUGGGGGAGCCUGACCUAGCCAGUUACAGUGUGAUGAUAAUUGAUGAGGCCCAUGAGCGUACCCUCCACACAGAUGUCCUGUUUGGACUGGUCAAGGACAUCGCCCGCUUCAGACCAGACCUCAAGCUUCUCAUAUCAAGUGCUACACUGGACGCAGAAAAAUUCUCCGCGUUUUUUGAUGACGCCCCCAUCUUUCGCAUUCCUGGGCGACGUUUUCCUGUGGACAUCUAUUACACCAAGGCUCCAGAGGCUGACUACCUUGAUGCUGCUGUUGUGUCUGUACUGCAAAUCCAUGUAACACAGCCUAGCGGUGACGUCCUGGUGUUCCUCACAGGCCAGGAGGAGAUUGAGUCAUGUAACGAGAUGUUACAGGAGAGAACUAAGAAGCUUGGGAGUAAGAUAAAGGAAUUAAUCAUCUCGCCGAUCUACGCCAACCUUCCAUCAGACAUGCAGGCCAAGAUAUUUGAGCCCACACCCCCAGGAGCCAGGAAGGUUGUCAUAGCUACCAACAUAGCCGAGACAUCUUUGACAAUAGAUGGCAUCAAGUAUGUCAUAGAUCCAGGCUUCUGUAAACAGAAUAGCUACAAUGCUAGGACAGGCAUGGAGUCCCUCAUUGUCACACCUAUAUCUAAGGCCUCAGCUAACCAACGAGCAGGUCGUGCGGGAAGAGUGUCUGCGGGGAGGUGUUUUCGUCUGUACACGGCUUGGGCGUACAAAAACGAGCUUGAAGAUAAUACAAUACCAGAAAUCCAGCGAACUAACCUGGGAAAUGUGGUGCUCAUGCUCAAGUCACUGGGCAUCAAUGACCUUAUUCAUUUUGACUUCAUGGACCCACCACCCCACGAGACCCUUGUCCUCGCCCUGGAACAGUUGUACGCUCUCGGGGCUCUCAACCAUCGUGGAGAGCUCACUAAACUGGGGCGUCGCAUGGCUGAGUUCCCCGUAGACCCCAUGAUGUCCAAAGCUAUAUUGGCAUCGGAGCAAUACAAGUGCUCUAAGGAGAUCCUGUCGGUUUGUGCUAUGCUGUCCGUCAAUAACGCUAUAUUUUACCGCCCUAAAGACAAGGUCGUCCAUGCUGACACAGCUCGACAAAACUUUUUCCGUCCAGGUGGUGACCACCUGACCCUGCUGAAUGUGUACGACCAAUGGGAGGAAACCUCUCACUCCACACAGUGGUGCUACGAGAACUUCAUUCAGCAUCGGUCCAUGAAGCGAGCUCGGGAUGUCCGCGACCAGCUGGAGGGGCUAUUGGAAAGGGUGGAGAUCGAGAUGACCACCAGCCCUGGUGACACCAUAGCUAUCCGCAAGGCCAUUACUGCUGGAUUUUUCUACCACACUGCACGACUUGGCAAGGGAGGUAAUUACCGGACUGUGAAGCAUCAACAGACAGUCCUGGUCCACCCCAACAGUAGCCUAUUUGAGGACCGACCUCGCUGGCUUAUUUACCAUGAACUUGUGUUUACUACCAAAGAGUUCAUGAGACAGGUGAUAGAGAUAGAGAACUCCUGGCUCCUAGAGGUCGCACCUCACUACUACAAGUCUAAAGAACUGGAGGACACCUCAAAACGGAAAAUGCCAAAAAAUACAGGGAAAACUCUGGAUGAUGUUACAAGACAGUAUUGAUCUACAAAGGGAUUUCUUUUAUGAAGUCAUGGAAGCCAACUGUGUGCCUUAGAUUUUGAGUUGUGAAUGUAAACUUAAAGACUGUUUUACGUGUGACUGUCAGCAAUGUGAAAGCUAUACAUACAGAAAAGUUUGAGGAUGUAAUGGAAAUUACAUAAUGGAACCUAUUGGAGCUCUUCAGUUGGAUUCAUAAUGACAAGUGAAUCAUGAUAAAAAUGUUUAACACUUCUAAUUCCACUGUGCUGUAACUCACAUUUACAUGAUAUUGUCAAAAAAACACAGCUGGUCAAAAUAGCUGUCAGGUCAAUAGACCACUGGUAAUAAUGACAACAAUGAAGGUAUAAUUUUGUAUCCCUCUCUCCAAUGGGGGGAACAAUCCCAUAACGAUUCAUCGUCACAGCUCUACCAACUUUUAUUUCUCAACAGAUUUUCAUCAAAUGUCAAAGGUCACUGUUGCUAUUAUUGGUCACCCAUUGUUAUUUUGUCAACAUAUUCUUAGUCAUCAGUUUACAGACUACAGGGGUAGGGGGACAUUACAGUUUCUAGUUUUUACUUUAUUUUGACAAGUACACAAUCACAGUCAUGUAAAAUGCAUAUUUUGGGAUAUUUUGGGCUAGUGGUUUUGUAUCAGUCAAAACAUAAUUUAAACUAUGAACAGAAAAAACAUGUUUAUAUAUAUAUAUAUAUAUAAAAAAGGGAUUAAAUG
Messenger RNA from Mizuhopecten yessoensis (Yesso scallop), 3941 nucleotides. RefSeq names its product putative pre-mRNA-splicing factor ATP-dependent RNA helicase DHX16. The transcript is spliced from 17 exons. Gene Ontology annotation, cellular component: intracellular anatomical structure; catalytic step 2 spliceosome. The coding region runs from base 119 to 3235 and encodes 1038 amino acids. The record is from RefSeq and is a predicted model, not a curated record. Gene Ontology annotation, molecular function: ATP binding; RNA binding. NCBI's taxonomy places the organism in Eukaryota, Metazoa, Mollusca, Bivalvia, Pectinida, Pectinidae.